Propithecus coquereli (Coquerel's sifaka) is the source of this 25990-nucleotide messenger RNA. It is a transcript of the gene SYNE1, whose product is annotated as spectrin repeat containing, nuclear envelope 1. Gene Ontology annotation, cellular component: membrane. Gene Ontology annotation, molecular function: protein binding. NCBI's taxonomy places the organism in Eukaryota, Metazoa, Chordata, Mammalia, Primates, Indriidae. The transcript has 139 exons. The record is from RefSeq and is a predicted model, not a curated record.
AUGGCAACCUCCAGAGCAGCCUCACGGUCUCCUCGGGACAUCGCCAAUGUGAUGCAGAGGUUGCAAGAUGAGCAAGAGAUAGUACAAAAACGCACUUUCACAAAAUGGAUCAACUCUCAUCUGGCCAAGCGGAAACCCCCUAUGGUGGUAGAGGACCUUUUUGAAGACAUGAAAGAUGGCGUUAAGCUGCUUGCUCUCCUGGAGGUCCUAUCUGGGCAGAAACUGCCUUGUGAACAAGGACGCCGGAUGAAGCGAAUCCAUGCUGUGGCUAACAUCGGCACGGCGCUGAAGUUCCUUGAAGGAAGAAAGAUUAAAUUAGUCAACAUUAACUCCACUGAUAUAGCUGAUGGCCGACCCUCAAUAGUCCUUGGAUUGAUGUGGACCAUUAUUCUAUAUUUCCAGAUUGAAGAGCUGACCAGCAACCUGCCCCAGCUCCAGUCUUUGUCUGGCAGUGCAUCCUCCGUGGACAGCAUAGCGAGCUCUGAGACUGCCAGCCCACCAAGUAAACGGAAGGUGGCCACCAAGAUCCAGGGAAAUGCUAAGAAGGCUUUAUUAAAAUGGGUUCAGUACACGGCAGGCAAGCACACUGGAAUAGAAGUGAAAGACUUUGGGAGGAGCUGGAGAAGUGGGGUUGCCUUUCAUUCAGUCAUCCAUGCCAUUCGACCUGAACUAGUGGACUUGGAGAAAGUGAAAGACAGAUCUAACAGAGAAAAUUUGGAGGAUGCUUUCACCAUUGCCGAAACAGAACUGGGGAUCCCAAGACUGCUAGAUCCCCAAGAUGUCGAUGUGGAUAAACCAGAUGAGAAGUCUAUUAUGACCUAUGUAGCCCAGUUUCUGAAACAUUAUCCUGACAUCCACAACACAGGCACUGAUGGGCAAGAGAACGAGGGAAUACUUCCAGGUUUCCCAUCUUUUGCAAAUUCUAUCCAAAAUUUAAGGUAAGAAGACAGGCUAAUUUUAAAGGAAACGAAAGUUUGGAUAGAACAAUUUGAGAGAGAUUUGACGAGAGCACAGAUGGCAGAAUCAAAUUUGCAGGAUAAAUAUCAGUCAUUUAAGCACUUCAGAGUUCAGUAUGAAAUAAAACGGAAACAGAUUGAACAUUUAAUACAACCAUUACUCAGAGAUGGUAAAUUGUCACUAGACCAAGCAUUGGUAAAACAGUCCUGGGACAGAGUGUCCUCCAGGCUCUUUGACUGGCAUAUACAGCUUGAUAAAUCUCUUCCCGCACCUCUGGGCACCAUCGGUGCCUGGCUAUACAGGGCAGAGGUGGCCCUGAGAGAGGAAAUAACCAUUCAGCAGGUCCACGAGGAAACGGCAAACACAAUACAACGGAAGCUUGAGCAACACAAGGAUCUGCUUCAAAAUAUAGAUGCCCACAAAAGAGCAUUUCAUGAAAUCUACCGGACCAGGUCUGUUAACGGGAUCCCAGUGCCACAUGAUCAAUUAGAGGACAUGGCUGAGAGGUUUCAUUUUGUUUCCUCCACAUCAGAGCUACACCUAAUGAAAAUGGAAUUUCUAGAAUUAAAGUACCGACUGCUCUCACUGCUGGUUCUUGCAGAGUCAAAGCUGAAGUCUUGGAUCAUUAAGUAUGGGAGGAGAGAGUCAGUGGAGCUGCUUCUACAAAACUACAUCUCUUUCAUAGAAAAUAGCAAGUUCUUUGAGCAAUAUGAAGUGACAUACCAGAUCUUGAAACAGACAGCUGAGAUGUACAUCAAAGCAGAUGGUUCAGUGGAAGAAGCUGAGAAUGUGAUGAAAUUCAUGAAUGAAACUACUGCUCAGUGGAGGAAUCUCUCGGUAGAAGUUAGGAGCGUGAGGAGUAUGCUGGAAGAAGUGAUCUCUAACUGGGAUCGCUAUGGCAGUACUGUGGCUAGUCUUCAAGCCUGGCUAGAGGAUGCUGAAAAAAUGCUAAAUCAGUCAGAAAAUGCCAAAAAGGAUUUUUUUCGAAAUUUGCCUCAUUGGAUUCAGCAGCACACUGCCAUGAACGAUGCUGGCAAUUUCCUAAUUGAAACAUGUGAUGAGAUGGUUUCCCGUGACCUUAAGCAGCAAUUACUAUUGCUAAAUGGGCGAUGGAGGGAGCUGUUUAUGGAAGUCAAGCAAUAUGCUCGAGCCGAUGAGGUGGACAGAAUGAAGAAAGAAUACACAGACUGUGUUAAUACCCUGUCUACUUUUGCAACUGAAGCCCAGAGAAAACUUUCUGAACCCUUAGAAGUCUCUUUUACAAAUAUCAAGUUAUUAAUCCAAGACUUGGAGGAUAUCGAGCAGAGGGUGCCUGCGACCGAUGCUCAAUACAAGAUGAUUACAAAGACAGUGCACCUCAUUUCCAAAGAAGUCCCCCAAGAAGAAGCUAAUGAAAUGUUCGCAACCAUGUCAAGACUCAAAGAGCAGCUAAGCAAGGUCAAAGAAUGUAACUCCCCACUCCUUUAUGAGUCUCAGCAGCUGUUGGUUCCGUUGGAGGAAUUAGAAAAGCAAAUGACGUCCUUUUAUGAUUCACUUGGGAAAAUCAAUGAAAUUAUAACAGUUCUCGAGCACGAGGCACAAUCUAGUGCUCUUUUUAAACAAAAACAUCAGGAACUGCUAGCCUGCCAAGAAAGCUGUAAGAAAACCUUGACACUAAUUGAGAAGGGUAGUCAAAGCGUUCAAAAGUUUGUGACCUUAAGCAAAGUGUUAAAGCAUUUUGAUGAGACAAAGCUACAAAGACAGAUUACAGAUGUUCGUGUUGCUUUUCAGAAUAUGGUAAAGAAAACUGGAGACUGGAAGAAGCAUGUCGAAACCAACAGUCGCUUGAUGAAGAAGUUUGAGGAGUCCCGAGCAGAGCUAGAGAAGGUGCUGCGGAUUGCUCAGGAGGGCCUAGAGGAAAAGGGGGACCCGGAAGAGCUCCUGAAGAGACACACUGAGUUUUUCAGUCAGCUGGAUCAGAGGGUGCUCAACGCUUUCCUGAAAGCCUGUGAUGAACUCACCGACAUCCUCCCUGAGCAGGAACAGCCAGGUCUGCAGGAAGCUGUCAGAAAGCUCCACAAACAGUGGAAGGAUCUUCAAGGAGAAGCUCCUUAUCACUUGCUUCAUCUGAAGAUUGAUGUGGAAAAGAACAGAUUCUUAGCCUUGGUAGAAGAAUGCAAAACUGAGCUGGAGCGAGAGACCAAGCUGGUGGCCCAGGAAGGCAGCGAGAAGAUUAUUAAAGAGCACAGGGUUUUCUUCAGUGAUAAAGGUCCUCAUCACCUCUGUGAGAAAAGGUUACAGCUCAUCGAGGAGCUGUGUGUGAAACUCCCAGUCCGGGACCCAGUGAGGGACACAUCAGGAACCUGUCACGCGGCUCUCAAAGAGCUCAGAGCUGCCAUCAACAGCACCUACAUGAAGCUCAUGGAAGACCCAGACAAGUGGAAGGACUUCGCCUGCAGAUUUUCCGAGUUCUCCUCUUGGAUAUCUGCAAAGGAGACACGAUUGAAGGCUAUCAAGGAUGAGGCCAUCAGUACUGCCAACCACGGAGAGGUCACACAUGCUGUUGAAGAGAUCAGAAACGGUGUUACCAAAAGAAGUGAGACCCUCAGCUGGCUGAAAGCCAGGCUGAAAACUCUGAUUGAAGUUUCUUCUGAGAACGAAGCGCAGAAGCAAGGGGAUGAGCUGGCGAAACUAUCCAGCUCUUUCAAGGCUCUCACGACUUUGCUGGCAGAGGUUGAAAAGAUGUUAAGCAACUUUGGGGACUGUGUCCAGUACAAAGAAAUAGUCAAAAACUCCCUUGAGGAAUUAAUUUCUGGCUCUAAAGAAGUUCAGGAACAAGCUGAGAAGAUCUUGGACACUGAAAAUCUGUUUGAAGCACAGCAGUUACUUCUUCAUCACCAGCAAAAGACAAAGGGGAUCUCAGCAAAGAAGAAAGACGUGCAGCAGCAGAUUGCACAGGCUCAGCAGGGAGAAGGCGGGCUGCCCAGCCAAGGCCAGGAGGAGCUGCGGAAGCUGGAGAGCACCCUGGACAGCCUGGAGCGCAGCCGGGAGAGGCAGGAGCGCCGCAUCCAGGUCACAUUAAGAAAAUGGGAGCGAUUUGAAACAAACAAAGAAACAGUAGUCAGAUACCUUUUUCAAACAGGUUCCAGCCAUGAACGCUUCUUGAGUUUUAGCAGUUUGGAAAGUUUAUCUUCAGAAUUGGAACAGACAAAGGAGUUUUCUAAACGGACAGAAAAUAUUGCAGUCCAAGCUGAGAACCUUGUAAAGGAAGCUUCAGAGAUUCCACUUGGGCCCAAAAAUAGGCAGCUGCUCCAACAGCAGGCCAAGUCAAUCAAAGAGCAAGUCAAAAAAUUAGAAGACACGCUUGAAGAAGAUAUUAAAACCAUGGAAAUGGUGAAAACCAAGUGGGAUCAUUUUGGCAGUAAUUUUGAGACUCUGUCCGUCUGGAUAACUGAGAAAGAAAAAGAACUCAAUGCCUUGGAAACUUCGUCAUCUGCCAUGGACAUGCAAAUCAGCCAAAUUAAGGUCACAAUUCAGGAAAUAGAAAGUAAGAUCAGCAGCAUUACAGAAUUGGAGGAAGAAGCUCAGUCUUUUGCUCAGUUUAUUACCACUGGAGAAUCCGCUCGAAUCAAAGCCAAGUUGACACAAAUAAGAAGAUACUGGGAAGAACUCCGAGAGCACGCACAGAGUCUGGAAGGGACAAUCCUAGGGCAUUUGUCACAGCAGCAAAAGUUUGAAGAGAAUCUUAGAAAGAUCCAGCAGUCUGUGUCUGAAUUUGAAGAUAAACUUGCUGAUCCAGUUAAAAUAUGUUCUUCAGCUACAGAAACAUACAAAAUUCUCCAAGAACAUAUGGACCUCUGCCAGGCCCUGGAGUCGCUGAGCAAUACAGUCACGGCCUUCUCAGCCAGUGCCCGGAAGGUGGAGAACAGAGAGGCCUGUGUUCAGGAGGCUGCAGCUCUGCAGCGGCGAUACAAGGGGACAGUAAACAGGGCAAAGGAGAGACAGACUGCGCUGGAGAAUCUGCUGGCCCACUGGCAGAGGCUAGAGAAAGAACUAUCAUCCUUUUUGACCCGGUUAGAGCGGUGUGAAGCUGUAGCCAGCUCCCCAGAAAUGGACAUUUCUGCAGACAGAGUCAAAGUGGAAGGUGAACUUCAAUUAAUACAGGCACUGCAAAAGGAAGUUGUGUCCCAGGCUUCAUCCUAUAGCAACCUUUUGCAACUGAAGGAGUCACUGUUCUCAGUAGCCUCCAAAGAUGAUGUGAAAAUGAUGAAACUACAGUUGGAGCAGUUGGACGAGAGAUGGAGAGAUUUACCACAGAUAAUUAGCAAAAGGAUUAAUUUUCUUCAGUCUGCGGUUGCUGAACACCAGCAAUUUGACGAGCUGCUGCUUUCCUUUUCUGUCUGGAUUAAGCUGUUUCUCAGUGAAUUACAAACCACUUCUGAGAUAAGCCUAAUAGACCAUCAAGUGGCUCUUACUCGGCACAAGGACCACGCAGCAGAAGUGGAGAACAAGAAGGGAGAAUGGCAGAGUCUGCAGGGACACUUGGCGAAGUUGGGUUCUCUGGGCCGAGCAGAGGACAUUCACCUCCUGCAGAGCAAGGCAGAGGACUGCUUCCAGCUGUUUGAGGAGGCCAGCCAGGUUGUGGAGAGGAGGCAGCUUGCCCUGGCCCAGUUGGCAGAAUUCUUGCAGAGCCACGCCUCUCUGUCCGGGGCUCUCUACCGGCUGAGGCAAACGGUGGAAGCAACCAACAGUAUGAAUAAGAAACAGUCUGAUCUGUUAGAAAAGGACCUAAAUGAUGCCCUUCGAGAUGCUAAAACACUAGAGUCAACCGCCAUCAGUCUCGAUGGCAUUCUUACCAAAGCCCAGUACCAUCUGAAAAGUGGGAGCUCUGAGCAAAGGACUUCCUGCAGAGCCACAGCCGAUCAGCUCUGUGUAGAGUUAGAGAGGAUCCAGAACCUUCUGGGCACCAAGCAGAGUGAGGCAGAUGCCUUGGUGGUGUUGAAAAAAGCAUUCCAAGACCAGAAGGAGGCGUUGCUGAGAAGCAUCGAGGACAUUGAAGAAAGGGCUGACAAAGAGCGACUCCGAGAACCUACGCGCCAGGCCCUUCAGCAGAGGUUGCGAGUGUUUAAUCAGCUAGAAGAUGAAUUAAAUUCUCAUGAACAUGAAUUAUGUUGGUUGAAAGACAAAGCUAAGCAAAUUGCCCAGAAAGAGGUAGCUUUCGCACCUGAAGUUGACAGGGAGAUAAAUCGUUUAGAGGUUACCUGGGAUGAUACCAAAAAACAAAUUCAUGAAAACCAGGGUCAGUGCUGUGGACUUAUUGACUUAGUGAGAGAAUAUCAGAACUUGAAGUCAGCUGUGUCUAAAGUCAUAGAAAAUGCCAGCAGUGUGGUUGGAACCAGAACUACUAUAAAAGAUCAAGAGGAUCUAAAAUGGGCUUUUUCCAAGCACGAAACUGUCAAGAAUGAAAUGAAUUAUAAACAGAAAGAGUUGGAUAAUUUUACCAGUAAAGGAAAACACUUGUUAUCUGAGCUGAAAAAAAUCCACAGUAGUGAUUUCAUCUUGGUAAAAACAGACAUGGAGAGCACCGUGGACAAAUGGCUGGAUUUGUCAGAGAGAAUUGAAGAGAACAUGGAGAGGCUGAGGGUAAGCCUGUCCAUUUGGGAAGAGGUGCUUUCAAGUAAAGAUGAGAUCGAGGGCUGGUCAAACAACUCUGUUCCACAGCUGGCGGAAAGCGUCAGCAACCUGAAUAACAGCCUCAGAGCCGAAGAAUCUCUUAAAGAAUUUGAGUCUGAAGUUAAAAACAAAACAUUGAGACUGGAAGAACUGUAUUCCAAAGUUAAUGAUCUUAAAGAACUAACUAAAAAUCCGGAAACACCACCAGACCUUCAGUUUAUUGAAGCAGACUUAAGGCAGAAACUGGAACACGCCAGAGAAAUAACUGAAGUAGCAAAAGGAACCUUGAAAGAUUUCACUGCUCAACGCACACAGGUGGAGAAAUUUAUUAAUGACAUAACAACAUGGCUAACAAAAGUAGAAGAAUCAUUGAUGAAUUGUGCCCAGACUGAGACUUGUGAAGGAUUGAAGAAAGUGAAGGAUAUACAAAAAGAACUCCAAAGUCAGCAGAGCAACAUCAGCUCUACCCAAGAAAAUCUCAAUAGCUUGUGCCGCAAGUACCACUCAGCGGAGCUGGGGACCCUGGGCCACGCCAUGACCGGGUUGAUAAAGAAACACGAAGCUGUGAGCCAGCUGUGCUCCAAAACCCAGGCCAGCCUGCAGGAUUCUCUGGAAAAACACUUCAAUGAGUCCAUGCAGGAAUUCCAGGAAUGGUUUUUAGGAGCAAAGGCAGCAGCAAAAGAAUCAUCAGAUCGAACCGGCGACAGCAAAGUUCUAGAGGCAAAGCUCCACGACCUUCAGAACAUUUUGGACUCAGUCAGUGAUGGGCAGAGCAAGCUUGAUGUGGUGACUCAAGAAGGACAAACUUUAUAUGCACAUUUGUCUAAACAAAUUGUCAGUAGCAUUCAGGAACAAAUUACAAAGGCUAAUGAAGAAUUUCAAGCAUUUUUGAAACAAUGCCUUAAAGACAAACAGACUCUUCAGGACUGUGCUUCAGAACUUGGGAGCUUUGAGGAUCAGCACAGAAAACUAAACUUAUGGAUCCAUGAAAUGGAAGAAAGGUUAAAGACAGAAAACUUGGGAGAGAGUAAACAGCACAUUCCUGAGAAGAAAAAUGAAGUUCAUAAAGUCGAAAUGUUUCUGGGAGAACUACUGGCUGCAAGAGAGUCUCUUGAUAAGCUUUCCCAGAGAGGGCAGCUUCUGAGUGAAGAAGGCCACGGAGCUGGGCAGGAAGGACGCCUGUGCUCCCAGCUCCUCACGAGCUACCAUAACUUACUCAGAAUGACCAAAGAGAAACUCCGGAGCUGCCAGGUGGCCCUGCAGGAGCACGAAGCCCUGGAAGAAGCCUUGCAGAGCAUGUGGUCCUGGGUGAAAGCUGUUCAGGACAGACUGGCCGGGGCAGAGAGCACCCUCGGGAGCAAAGACACUUUGGAAAAACGGCUGUCGCAACUACAGGACAUUCUCCUGAUGAGAGGGGAAGGUGAAGUUAAGUUGAACAUGGCCAUCGGCAAAGGGGAACAGGCCCUGAGAAGUAGCAACACAGAAGGCCAGAAGGUGAUUCAGACCCAGCUGGAGACCCUGAAGGACGUGUGGGCUGACAUCAUGAGCUCCUCCCUGCGUGCUCAGAGCACUUUAGAGUCUGUGAUUUGCCAGUGGAAUGACUAUCUAGAGAGGAAAAACCAGUUGGAACAGUGGAUGGAAUCAGUGGAUGAAAAUGUAGAGCAUCCCUUACAGCUGCAGCCGGGUCUAAAGGAGAAGUUCUCCCUGCUGGAUCACUUUCAGUCCAUCCUGUCUGAGGCGGAAGAUCACGCCAGAGCCCUUCACCGCCUCGCUGCGAAGUCCAGGGAGCUCUACGAGAAGACUGAGGAUGAGUCUUUCAAGGACAUAGCUCAAGAGGAACUGAAAACACAGUUUAAUGAUAUAGUGACUGUGGCCAAGGAGAAAAUGAGAAAAGUGGAAGAGAUUGUGAAAGAUCAUAUAAUGUAUCUUGAUGCAGUUCAGGAAUUCACGGAUUGGCUCCACUCAGCAAAGGAAGAACUGCACCGGUGGUCAGAUAUGUCUGAAGAUUCAUCAGCCACCCAGAAAAAGUUGUUGAAAAUUAAGGAGCUGAUAGAUUCCAGAGAGAUUGGUGCAAGCCGCCUAAGCAGAGUGGAGUCGCUGGCUCCUGAAGUGAAACAGAACACAACUGCCAGUGGGUGUGAGCUCAUGCACGCGGAGAUGCAGGCCCUGCGCGCCGACUGGAAGCAGUGGGAAGACAGUGUAUUCCAGACGCAGCGCAGCUUGGAGAACCUGGUUAGCCAAAUGGCUCUUUCGGAACAGGAGUUCUCAGGCCAAGUGGUUCAGCUCGAGCAGGCCCUGGAAGAGUUCAGUGCCCUUCUGAAAACCUGGACUCAGCAGUUAACCCUCCUGGAAGGCAAGAACACGGAUGAGGAGACAGUGGAAUGCUGGCACAAGGGACAAGAGAUACUAGAUGCUCUACAAAAAGCAGAGCCUAGAACAGAGGAUCUCAAGUCUCAGCUGAAUGAACUUUGUCGAUUUUCCAGAGACCUGAGUUCAUACAGUGGGAAAGUUUCUGGCUUAAUUAAAGAAUAUAAUUGUCUUUGUUUGCAAGCAUCCAAGGGCUGCCAGAAUAAAGAACAGAUUUUACAGCAAAGAUUUCGAAAAGCCUUGAGGGAUUUCCAGCAGUGGUUGGUUAAUGCAAAAACCACUACCGCCAAAUGUUUUGAUAUACCUCAAAAUAUUAGUGAAGUUUCAACAAGUCUUCAGAAAAUACAGGAGUUUUUGUCCGAAAGUGAGAAUGGACAGCAUAAGCUAAACAUGAUGGUGUCUAAAGGAGAACUUCUGAGUACUCUGUUGACCAAAGAGAAAGCUAAAGGGAUCCAGGCCAAAGUUGCAACUGCGAAAGAAGAUUGGAAAAAUUUUCAUUCAAAUCUCCACCAAAAGGAAUCUGCCCUAGAGAAUCUAAAGAUCCAAAUGAAGGACUUCGAAGUAAGUGCUGAGCCGGUCCAGGCCUGGCUGAGUAAGACCGAGCAGAUGGUGCACGAGAGCAGCAGUCGCCUCUACGACCUGCCAGCCAAGAGGAGGGAGCAGCAGAAGCUCCAGUCUGUCCUUGAGGAAAUACACUGCUACGAGCCUCAGCUCCACAGGCUGAAAGAGAAAGCUCAGCAGCUAUGUGAAGGACAAGCUGCCAGCAAGAGCUUUAGGCACAGAGUGUCGCAGCUGUCUUCGCAGUAUCUAGCGCUAAGCAACUUAACAAAGGAGAAAGUGUCAAGAUUGGACAGAAUUGUUGCAGAGCACAAUCAGUUCUCUCUCGGCAUUAAAGAAUUGCAAGACUGGAUGACGGAUGCAGUUCACAUGCUGGAUUCUUACUGUCACCCGACAUCUGACAAAAGUGUCCUGGACAGCAGGAUACUCAAGCUUGAGGCUCUAUUAUCAGUGAAGCAGGAAAAAGAGAUUCAGAUGAAAAUGUUACUGACCAGGGGAGAAUCUGUCCUUCAGAAUACCUCUCCAGAAGGCAUUGCUGCUGUUCAGCAGCAGCUGCAGAGUGUGAAGGAUAUGUGGGCGGCCCUUUCGUCUGCAGGGAUUCGUUGUAAAAGUCAACUCGAAGGCGCUCUUUCUAAAUGGACAAGUUAUCAGGACGAUGUUCGACAGUUUUCCAGUUGGAUGGACGGCGUCGAAGCCAGUCUAAAUGAAUCUGAAAGGCAGUGUGCGGAACUGCGGGAGAAAACAGCUGCUCUCGGAAAAGCCAAGUUAUUAAAUGAAGAAGUGCUGAGUCACAGCAGCUUACUGGAGACCAUCGAAGUCAAAGGGGCUGGCAUGACAGAGCACUAUGUCACCCAGCUGGAGCUCCAGGACCUACAGGAACGGUACAGAGCCGUCAAAGAGAGGGCCAAGGAAGCAGUAACCAAGUCUGAAAAACUCGUUCGCCUGCACCAAGAGUAUCAGAGAGACCUAAAGGCAUUUGAGGUUUGGCUGGGGCAGGAACAAGAAAAGCUUGACCGAUACUCAGUUCUGGAAGGUGAUGCCCACACUCACGAGUCGACAUUGCGGGAUCUUCAGGAGCUCCAAGUGCGCUGCGCAGAGGGGCAGGCCCUAUUGAACUCGGUGCUGCACACCAGAGAGGACGUGAUCCCUUCGGGCAUCCCCCAGGCAGAGGACCGGGCUUUAGAGUCUCUCCGGCAGGACUGGCAGGCUUACCAGCACAGACUGUCUGAGACCCGAGCUCAGUUCAAUAACAUAGUGAACAAAUUGAGGCUGAUGGAGCAAAAGUUUCAGCAAGUAGAUGAAUGGCUAAAAACAGUGGAGGAGAAAAUUAUUCUCAGGACGAGACGUCAGUCUAACCGAGCAACCAAGGAAAUACAGUUACAUCAGACGAAGAAGUGGCACGAGGAGGUGACCGCGUACAGAGAUGAAGUUGAGGAAGUGGGCGCUGGAGCGCAGGAGAUCCUGGACGAGAGCCACGUGAGCAGCAGGAUGGGCUGCCAGGCCACCCAGCUGACUUCCAGAUACCAGGCCCUGCUCCUCCAAGUGCUGGAACAAAUAAAAUUCCUGGAGGAAGAGAUCCAGAGUUUGGAGGAAUCAGAGUUAUCCCUCAGUUGCUAUUCUGAUUGGUAUGGAUCUACUCAUAAAAACUUCAAGAAUGUGGCGACCAAGAUUGAUAAAGUAGAUACAGCCAUGAUGGGGAAAAAAUUGAAGACGUUGGAGGUUUUGCUAAAGGACAUGGAGAAAGGCCACAGUUUGCUAAAAUCAGCCCGGGAGAAAGGAGAGAGGGCUCUUCAGUACUUGGAGGAAGGCGAGGCAGAGACGUUAAGAAAGGAGAUCCAUGGUCAUGUGGAGCAGUUGGAGGAACUGACCAGCACUGUCAGGAAAGAGCACAUGGCCCUGGAGAAAGGUCUUCAUCUAGCAAAGGAAUUCUCAGAUAAAUACAAAGCACUGACUCAGUGGAUAGCAGAGUACCAAGAAAUCCUUCAUAUUCCUGAAGAACCCAAGAUGGAAUUAUAUGAAAAGAAAGCUCAGUUAUCUAAAUACAAGUCACUUCAGCAAAUGGUGCUGUCCCAUGAACCAACAGUAAAGUCAGUGAGAGAAAAGGGUGACACUCUUCUGGAACUGGUGCAGGAUGUUACUUUAAAGGACAAAAUAGACAAACUUCAAAGUGAUUACCAGGACCUGUGCAGUGUAGGAAAGGAGCACGUCGUUAGUAUGGAGGCGAAAGUCAAAGACCACGAGGACUAUAAUAGUGAGCUCCAAGAGGUCGAAAAGUGGCUGCUGCAGAUGUCCGGCAGGCUGGUGGUGCCCGACCUCCUAGAGACAAGCAGCCUGGAGACAAUUACCCAGCAACUGGCCCACCACAAGGUUAAACACUUCAGAGCUUUGCAAGAGCAAGCAAGGACCUACCUAGAUCUUCUUUGCUCCAUGUGUGACUUGUCGAAUGCGUCAGUGAAAACCACAGCAAAAGACAUUCAACGAACAGAGCAUAUGGUUGAACAAAGGCUUGUCCAGGCACAGAACUUAACUCAAGGCUGGGAGGAGAUCAAGCACCUGAAGGCUGAGCUGUGGAUUUAUCUCCAGGAUGCCGACCAGCAACUCCAGAAUAUGAAGAGGAGGCACUCUGAACUGGAGCUGAACAUUGCUCAGAACAUGGCUGCCCAGGUCAAGGUGUACCGGAGUUUGGAACACGAACUUCAGAAGCACGUCAGCCGGCAAGAUACUCUGCAGCAGUGCCAGGCCUGGCUUUCUGCAGUCCAGCCAGAUUUAGAGUCAAGCCCUCAGCCACCUCUUAGCAGGGCAGAAGCCGUUAAGCAGGUUAAACACUUCAGAGCUUUGCAAGAGCAAGCAAGGACCUACCUAGAUCUUCUUUGCUCCAUGUGUGACUUGUCGAAUGCGUCAGUGAAAACCACAGCAAAAGACAUUCAACGAACAGAGCAUAUGGCUUUAGCGUCAGUAGUUAACUCUUUCCAUGAGAAAAUUGUGGCCCUAGAAGAAAAAGCUUCACAAUUGGAGAAAACUGGGAAUGACGCAAGCAAAGCAACCUUAAGCAGGUCGAUGACCACUGUCUGGCAGCGCUGGACGCGUCUCCGUGCUGUAGCCCAGGACCAGCAGAAGAUAUUGGAAGAUGCAGUGGAUGAGUGGAAGGGCUUUAACAAUAAGGUAAUUUCCAUUAUUCAUGGGCUCAAAUCUGAUGCAGAGAGUACAGCUGUCCACCUGGAAGCUUUGAAAAAGUUAGCACUGGCAUUGCAGGAGAGGAAGUAUGCUAUUGAGGAUCUGAAAGAGAAAAAGCUGAAAAUGAUAGAGCAUCUGAAUUUAGAUGACAAGGAGUUAAUCAGAGAACAGACAAGUCACUUUGAGCAACGCUGGUUUCAGCUUGAGGACCUUGUUAAAAGGAAAAUCCAAGUGUCGGUCACCAACUUGGAGGAGUUAAAUGUGGUGCAGUCCAGAUUUCAGGAGCUGAUGCAGUGGGCGGAAGAGCAACAACCCAACAUCGCGGAGGCCCUUAAGCAGAGCCCCCCUCCUGAUAUGGCUCAGAACCUUCUCAUGGAUCACCUGGCCAUUUGCAGUGAACUAGAGGCCAAACAGAUGCUCCUGAAAUCGCUCAUGAAGGACGCUGACAGGGUGAUGGCUGAUCUCGGCCUAAAUGAGCGCCAGGUCAUCCAGAAGGCGCUCUCCGAUGCACAGAGGCACGUGAACUGUCUCAGUGACUUAGUGGGCCAGCGAAGGAAGUACUUAAACAAGGCCUUGUCUGAGAAAACCCAGUUUCUCAUGGCAGUGUUCCAGGCGACCAGCCAAAUUCAGCAACACGAGCGAAAGAUAAUGUUCCGUGAACAUAUCUGCCUGUUACCAGACGAUGUGAGCAAACAAGUUAAAACGUGUAAGAGUGCACAAGCCAGCCUCAAGACCUACCAGAAUGAGGUCACUGGACUUUGGGCCCAGGGUCGUGAAUUAAUGAAGGGAAUCACGGAGCAGGAGAAGAGCGAAGUGCUCGGUAAGCUUCAGGAAUUGCAGAGUGUCUAUGACACCGUUUUACAAAAGUGUGGUCAUCGGUUACAAGAACUAGAGAAAAAUUUAGUUUCUAGGAAGCAUUUUAAGGAAGAUUUUGAUAAAGCUUGUCAUUGGCUAAAACAAGCAGAUAUUGUUACAUUUCCUGAAAUCAACCUGAUGAAUGAGAGUACUGACCUUCAUACACAACUGGCCAAAUACCAACACAUUCUUGAACAAUCUCCAGAAUAUGAAAAUCUUCUACUUACCCUACAAAGAACUGGACAAGCCAUAUUACCUUCGCUGAAUGAAGUCGAUCAUUCCUACCUCAGUGAAAAGCUAAAUGCUUUGCCCCAGCAAUUUAAUGUCAUUGUUGCCUUGGCUAAAGAUAAGUUCUAUAAAGUCCAAGAAGCAAUUCUUGCUCGGAAAGAAUAUGCUUCCUUGAUUGAGUUGACAGCCCAGUCUCUGAGUGAACUCGAAGACCAGUUCUCGAGGAUGAGCAAAGUCCCCACCAAUCUAAUUGUGGAAGAGGCUCUGUCUCUUCUGGAUGGUUGCAGAGCUCUGCUGGGUGAGGUGGUGAGCCUCGGGGAAGCAGUGGACGAACUGAACCAGAAAAAAGAAAGUUUUCGCAGCACAGGUCAGCCUUGGCAACCAGACAAGAUGCUGCACCUCGUCACCUUGUAUCACAGGCUGAAGCGACAAACAGAACAAAGGGUUAGCUUAUUAGAAGACACCAUGAGUGCUUACCAAGAGCACGAAAAGAUGUGCCAGCAGCUAGAGAGACAGCUAGAGUCUGUAAAAGCAGAGCAGUGCAAAGUGAAUGAGGAAACGCGGCCUGCAGAGGAGAAGCUCAAAAUGUAUCACUCUCUGGCAGGAAGUCUCCAGGACUCGGGAAUUCUACUAAAGCGAGUGACGGUGCAUCUCGAAGAUGUUGCUCCACACCUUGACCCCUCAGCAUAUGACAAAGCCAAGCAUCAGAUCCAGUCCUGGCAAGAGGAGCUGAAACUGCUGACUUCUGCCAUUGGCGGGACGGUGGCAGAGUGUGAGAGCAGAAUGGUGCAGAGCAGAGACUUCCAGACUGAGAUGCGCCGCUCCCUGGACUGGCUGAGGAGAGUGAAGGCGGAACUCAGUGGGCCGGUCUGCCUGGACCUCAACCUACAGGACAUCCAGGAGGAAAUCAGAAAGAUCCAGAUUCAUCAGGAAGAGGUCCAGUCCAGCUUGAGGAUCAUGAGCGCCCUGAGUAAUAAGGAAAAGGAGAAAUUCACGAAAGCCAAGGAGCUGAUCUCUGCUGAUUUAGAACACACCCUCGCUGAACUCUCAGAGCUCGAUGAAGACAUUCAGGAAGCAAUUACUAUUUUUCAGGCCACCUUGAUUGAAAUAUACAGUCAGUGUCAAAGGUAUUAUCAAGUAUUUCAAGCAGCUAAUGACUGGCUUGAGGAUGCCCAAGAAAUGUUACAGCUGGCAGGCAAUGGCUUAGAUGUGGAAAGCACAGAGGAAAAUCUCAAAAACCAUAUGGAAUUUUUCAACACAGAGGAUCAGUUCCAUAGUAACCUGCAGGAGCUCCAAGGCCUGGUAGCCAGCCUGGACCCAGUCAUCAAGCCAGCCGGCAAAGAAGACCUGGCACAGAAGAUGGUGUCCCUGGGAGACAGGAGCCAGAGAAUCAUCCAGGACUCACGCACCCAGUUAGAUCUCUUGCAGAGAUGUACAGCUCAAUGGCAAGAUUACCAGAAAGCAAGAGAAGAGAUUAUUGAGUUGAUGAAUGAUGCAGAAAAGAGAUUGUCUGAGUUUUCUUUGUUGAAGACUUCUUCUAGUCAUGAAGCAGAAGAAAAAUUGUCACAACACAAGGAGAAAUUCACGAAAGCCAAGGAGCUGAUCUCUGCUGAUUUAGAACACACCCUCGCUGAACUCUCAGAGCUCGAUGAAGACAUUCAGGAAGCUCUGGGCACCAGACAGGUUCGUGUGAUUCUCCUAACAGAAGCCACAAGUCACCGACAGAACAUUGAGAAAAUGGCUGAAGAACAGAAGAAUAAGUACUUGGGCCUUUAUACGAUACUGCCUUCUGAACUCUCCCUUCAGUUAGCUGAAGUGGCAUUGGACCUAAAGAUCCGUGAUCAGAUCCAAGACAAAAUAAAAGAAGUUGAGCAAAGCAAGGCCAUGAGCCAGGAAUUCAGCCAGCAAAUUCAGAAGAUAGCCAAAGAUAUCACAACUAUUCUAACCAAGCUGAAAACAAAGACAGAUAAUUUAGCUCAAGCUAAAACUGACCAAAAGGUGCUGGGAGAGGAACUGGAUGGCUGUAAUUCAAAGUUAAUGGAAUUACAUUCAGCGGUACAAAAAUUCUCAGAACAGAAUGGCCAGCUGGGUAAGCCACUGGCCAAGAAGAUAGGAAAACUGACUGAACUUCACCAGCAGACCAUUAGACAGGCGGAGAAUCGGCUCUGCAAGCUCAGUCAGGCAGCAUCACAUUUAGAAGAAUACAAUGAAAUGCUUGAAUUAAUUUUGAAGUGGAUUGAGAAAGCUAAAGUCUUGGUACAUGGAAAUAUUGCGUGGAAUUCUGCAAGCCAGCUUCGGGAACAAUACAUUUUGCAUCAGACCCUGCUGGAAGAAUCUGAAGAAAUUCACAGUGAUCUGGAAGCAAUGACUGAGAGAUUACAGUGCCUCACUAGCGUGUACUGUACAGAAAAAAUGUCCCAGCAAGUGGCAGAACUGGGACGAGAGACUGAGGAGUUGAGACAGAUGAUCAAAAUUCGUUUGCAGAACCUCCACGAUGCAGCUAAGGAUAUGAAAAAAUUUGAAGCAGAGCUAAGAAACUUACAAGCUGCUUUGGAGCAAGCCCAGACAACCCUGACUUCUCCAGAAGUUGGACGUCUUAGUCUCAAGGAGCAACUCUGUCAUCGACAGCAUUUGUUGUCCGAGAUGGAGUCACUAAAGCCAAAGGUGCAAGCUGUGCAGCUCUGCCAGAGCGCCCUCCGGAUCCCCGAGGACGUGGUCGCCAGCUUACCGCUGUGCCAUGCCGCUCUGCACCUGCAGGAGGAGGCCAGCCGGCUGCAGCACACGGCCAUCCAGCAGUGCAACAUCAUGCAGGAGGCUGUGGUGCAGUAUGAACAAUAUGAGCAAGAAAUGAAACAUCUCCAGCAACUGAUAGAAGGAGCUCACAGGGAAAUUGAGGAUAAACCCGUGGCCACCAGUAACAUCCAGGAGCUGCAAGCCCAGAUUUCUCGGCAUGAGGAGCUGGCUCAGAAGAUCAAGGGCUACCAGGAGCAGAUCGCCUCUUUGAAUUCCAAGUGCAAGAUGCUGACGAUGAAAGCCAAGCACGCCACCAUGCUUCUGACGGUGACCGAGGUCGACGGGCUGGCGGGAGGCACGGAGGACCUGGAUGGGGAGCUCCUCCCCGCGCCCUCGGCCCACCCCUCUGUGGUCAUGAUGACUGCAGGUCGCUGUCACACUUUGCUGUCACCUGUCACUGAGGAGUCUGGGGAGGAGGGAACCAACAGUGAGAUUUCUUCUCCGCCAGCCUGUCGCUCUCCUUCACCUGUGGCUAAUACAGAUGCUUCUGUUAACCAGGACAUUGCGUAUUUCCAAGCCUUGUCUGCUGAGAAGUUGCAGACGGACGCUGCGAGGAUUUCCCCCGGCACAUCGACAUCCCAGGAGUUCUAUGAACCGGGACUGGAGCCAUCUGCUACUGCUAAACUGGGUGAUUUGCAGCGUUCUUGGGAAACCUUAAAGAACGUGUCUUUCCUCCAGGCACUGAUGGAUGAGAUUCUCAUGCUCCAAGAUGAAAUCAAUGAGCUCCAGUCCUCUCUCGCAGAGGAGCUGUUGUCCGAGUCUCGUGAGUCAGACCCCGCGGAGCAGCUGGCCUUGCAGUCCACGCUCACCGUCUUAGCCGAGCGAAUGUCUACCAUCAGGAUGAAAGCCUCGGGGAAACGGCAGCUUUUGGAGGUAACAAGUAAUUCUGAAGUUCAGGAGUCAAGGCAGGAACAGGCCCUGCAGAGGUAUCGCUGCGAAGCCGACGAGCUGGACCACUGGCUCCUGAGUACCAAGGCCACCCUGGACAGUGCACUGGGUGCACCCCAGGAACCCAUGGACAUGGAGGCCCAGCUCGUGGACUGCCAGAACAUGCUGGUGGAAAUAGAGCAGAAGGUGGUGGCCCUGUCAGAGCUCUCGGUGCACAACGAGAACCUGCUGCUGGAGGGCAAGGCGCACACCAAGGAAGAGGCUGAGCAGCUGGCGGGAAAGCUGAGGCAGCUCAAGGGGAGCCUGCUGGAGCUGCAGAGAGCCCUGCACGACAAGCAGCUCCACAUGCAGGGAACAGCACAGGAGAAAGAGGAGAGUGAUGUCGACCUAACGGCCACGCAGAGCCCCGGCGUGCAGGAAUGGCUGGCCCAAGCUCGCUCCACACGGACCCACCAGCGGCAGAGCAGUCUCCAGCAACAAAAAGAGUUAGAGCAGGAAUUGGCCGAGCAGAAGAGCCUCCUCCGCUCAGUCGCCAGUAGAGGAGAGGAGAUUCUAACCCAGCAUUCAGCUGCAGAGACCUCUGGUGGCGCUGGUGAAAAACCUGAUGUGUUAUCCCAGGAGUUGGGAAUGGAAGGGGAGAAAUUAUCCAUGGAAGACCAGAUGAGGAUGAAAUGGGAAAGCCUUCAUCAGGAAUUUAGCACUAAGCAGAAACUACUACAGAAUGUUCUGGAACAGGAACAAGAACAAGUGCUUUACAGCAGGCCAAAUCGACUCUUGUCUGGUGUGCCACUGUACAAAGGGGACGGGCAGACUCAAGAUAAAUCUGCAGUUACAUCUUUGCUGGAUGGACUGAACCAGGCCUUUGAGGAGGUUUCAUCCCAGGGUGGAGGGACAAAGAGGCAAAGUAUACACUUGGAACAGAAGUUAUAUGAUGGAGUCUCAGCUACCUCUACUUGGUUGGACGAUGUUGAAGAACGUUUAUUUGUUGCCACAGCACUUUUACCAGAAGAAGCAGAAACUUGUCUCUACAACCAAGAGACUCUUGCCAAAGACAUUAAGGAAAUGUCUGAAGAAAUGGAUAAGAACAAGAACUUGUUUGCUCAAGCCUUUCCAGAGAAUGGGGAUAAUCGAAAUGUUAUUGAAGACACUUUGGGUUGUCUUUUGGGCAGGUUGUCUUUGCUAGACUCAGUAGUGAACCAGCGUUGUUGUCAGAUGAAGGAAAGACUUCAGCAAAUACUAAGUUUUCAGGCAAUACAACAGGCUGAAGAUGGAUUAAAGGAAUUGGAUGCAGGGAUCAUUGAAUUGAAAAGGCGUGGUGACAAGUUACAGAUCGAGCAGCCUUCCCUGCAAGAACUCUCCAAACUGCAGGACAUGUACGAUGAGCUGAUGAUGAUCAUUGGCUCCCGGCGCAGUGGCCUGAACCAGAACCUCACACUCAGGAGUCAGUAUGAAAGGGCCUUGCAGGAUCUGGCUGACCUGCUGGAAACUGGUCAGGAGAAGAUGGCGGGAGACCAGAAAAUCAUCGUGUCUUCCAAAGAGGAAAUCCAACAACUGCUUGACAAACAUAAGGAAUACUUUCAGGGCCUGGAGUCUCACAUGAUCUUGACUGAAACACUCUUCAGGAAGAUCAUCAGCUUUGCAGUCCCAAAGGAAACCCACUUCCAUACGGAACUGAUGGCUCAGGCUUCCACGGUACUGAAACAGGCUCACAAGAGGGGCGUGGAGCUGGAGUACAUUCUAGAGAGAAAGCCUGUGGGCUCCCACACUGGAGUCGGGCAGACUUGGACUCGAGUUCCAGCUUCACCACAAGAAUAUGACCUGGUACCCAUGACAGGUGCUCAUAGAGACCACUUAAAAUCUAGCCUCAGUGAAUACCAGCCCAAAUUAUAUCAGGUAUUAGAUGAUGGCAAACGACUUCUGAUAUCCAUUAGCUGCUCAGAUCUGGAAAGCCAGCUGAAUCAGCUUGGAGAACACUGGCUGAAUAAUACCAACAAAGUGUCUAAGGAACUUCACAGAUUGGAGACAAUAUUGAAACACUGGACCAGAUAUCAAAGUGAAUCUGCAGAUCUAAUUCACUGGUUACAAUCUGCAAAAGAAAAGCUAGAAUUUUGGACUCAGCAAUCUGUGACAGUCCCACAAGAGCUGGAAACGGUCCGUGAUCAUCUAAAUGCUUUCCUGGAGUUUUCCAAAGAAGUAGAUGCCAAAUCUUCCCUCAAAUCAUCUGUUCUGAGCACUGGAAAUCAGCUUCUUCGAUUAAAGAAGGUGGACACAGCCGCACUGCGCUCCGAGCUGUCGCACAUCGAUGGCCAGUGGACUGACCUGCUGACCAAUAUUCCAGCCGUGCAGGAGAAGCUCCACCAGCUCCAAAUGGAUAAGCUGCCUUCCCGCCAUGCCAUUUCUGAGGUCAUGAGUUGGAUUUCUCUAAUGGAAAAUGUUAUUCAAAAUGAUGAAGAUAAUAUAAAGAAUUCCAUAGGUUACAAAGCAAUUCAUGAAUACCUUCAGAAAUAUAAGGGUUUUAAGAUAGACAUUAACUGUAAACAGUUGACAGUCGAUUUUGUGAACCAGUCUGUGCUACAGAUCAGCAGUCAGGAUGUGGAAAGUAAACGUAGUGACAAGACGGAUUUUGCUGAGCAACUUGGAGCAAUGAACAAAAGUUGGCAAAUCUUGCAAGGUCUAGUAACUGAGAAGAUCCAGCUGUUGGAAGGCUUACUGGAAUCUUGGUCAGAAUAUGAAAACAAUGUACAAUAUCUGAAAACUUGGUUUGAAACUCAGGAAAAGAAACUAAAACAACAGCAGCAAGUUGGAGAUCAGGCCUCUGUUCAGAAUGCGCUGAAAGACUGUCAGGAUCUGGAAGAUUUGAUUAAAGCAAAAGAAAAAGAAGUAGAGAAAAUUGAGCAGAAUGGACUUGCUUUGAUUCAGAACAAGAAAGAAGACGUCUCUGGCGUUGUCGUGAACACACUGCGGGAACUCAGCCAAACCUGGGCAAAUUUAGACCACACGGUAAUAUCGCUUAAGAAAUGACUAAGAAAGCUUAUAAAGCGUUGGAGCAAAGUCAUGCAUGGUUUAUGUAUUUUUGUGUAUGGAUUUAUGAAAACAUAUAUAAAUCACUUUUAAAUCUGCUUACUAGAAUUUACAUCCUGUCAUGUCCUCUGUGGGAUAUUUUUCUUUGGGCAGAGUCUUCAAGAUGAUCUAGAAAAACAGGAAAAGAGCUUACAGAAAUUUGGCUUUCUCACCGACCAGCUAUUAAAAGAGUGUCACCCACCUGUGACAGAAACUCUUACCAAUACACUGAAAGAAGUCAAUAUGAGAUGGAAUAACUUGUUGGAAGAGAUUGCUGAGCAGCUGCACUCCAGCAAGGCCCUCCUUCAGCUCUGGCAAAGAUACAAGGACUACUCCAAACAGUGUGCUUCGACAGUGCAGCAGCAGGAGGAUCGAACCAACGAGCUGCUGAAGGCAGCCACUAACAAAGACAUCCCUGAUGAUGAAGUUGCUACGUGGAUUCAAGAUUGCAAUGACCUCCUCAAAGGAUUGGGGACAGUUAAGGAUUCCCUUUUUGUUCUCCAUGAGCUGGGAGAACAACUCAAGCAGCAAGUGGAUGCUUCGGCUGCAUCGGCCAUUCAAUCUGAUCAACUCUCUUUGAGUCAACACUUAUGUGCCCUAGAGCAGGCUCUUUGCAAACAGCAGACUAUGUUACAGGCUGGAGUUCUUGAUUAUGAAACCUUUGCUAAGAGUUUAGAAGCUUUGGAGGCCUGGAUAGUGGAAGCUGAAGACCUCCUGCAAGGACAGGACCCCAGCCACUCGUCUGACCUCUCCACCAUCCAGGAAAGGAUGGAGGAACUGAAGGGACAGAUGUUAAAAUUCAGCAGCAUGGCUCCGGAUUUAGACCGUCUAAAUGAGCUUGGCUAUAGGUUACCUCUGAAUGAUAAGGAAAUCAAAAGGAUGCAGAAUCUGAACCGUCAUUGGUCCCUGAUCUCCUCUCAGACUACAGAAAGAUUCAGUAAGUUGCAGUCAUUUUUGCUGCAACAUCAGACUUUCCUGGAAAAAUGUGAAACAUGGAUGGAAUUCCUGGUUCAAACGGAACAAAAGUUAGCAGUAGAGAUUUCAGGCAAUUAUCAGCAUCUUUUGGAACAGCAGAGAGCACAUGAGUUGUUUCAAGCCGAGAUGUUCAGUCGCCAGCAGAUUUUGCACUCAAUCAUUAUUGAUGGGCAACGUCUUCUAGAACAAGGUCAAGUUGACGACAGGGAUGAGUUCAACCUGAAACUGACGCUCCUCAGUAAUCAGUGGCAGGGAGUGAUUCGCAGGGCCCAGCAGAGGCGGGGCAUCAUCGACAGCCAGAUUCGCCAGUGGCAACGCUACAGGGAGAUGGCAGAAAAGCUUCGUAAAUGGCUGGUUGAAGUGUCCUACCUCCCCGUGAGUGGUCUCGGAAGCGUCCCUAUACCACUGCAACAAGCAAGGACCCUCUUUGAUGAAGUGCAGUUCAAAGAAAAAGUGUUCCUGCGACAACAAGGCAGUUAUAUCCUAACUGUGGAGGCCGGCAAGCAGCUCCUGCUCUCCGCGGACAGUGGAGCCGAGGCCGCCUUGCAGGUCGAACUCACUGAAAUCCAAGAGAAAUGGAAAUCAGCCAGCAUAAGUCUGGAGGAACAGAAGAAAAAACUGGCCUUCUUGUUGAAAGACUGGGAAAAAUGUGAGAAAGGAAUAGCCGAUUCUCUGGAGAAACUACGAACUUUCAAAAAGAAGCUUUCUCAGCCUCUGCCAGAUCACCACGAAGAGCUCCACGCAGAACAAACACGUUGCAAGGAAUUAGAAAAUGCAGUUGGGAGCUGGACAGAAGACUUGACACAGCUGACACUGCUGAAGGACACCCUCUGUGCGUACAUCAGUGCCGAUGACAUCUCCAUCCUUAACGAACGCAUAGAACUUCUGCAGAGACAGUGGGAAGAACUAUGCCACCAGAAUACAGUUCAGUGGAAGACUGGUUCUGUUAUGGAUCUUGAUGAUCUAAUUUCCAGAUCCUUUGUAAAGUACGUACGAUGUGACAGCGACUGUGAGAGACCAUGGGGAUGCAAUGACAGAGGCCCCUUCGUUCGAGGGGUGAAGAAGCUGAAGGAGACCCUGGUGGCCGUGCAGCAGCUCGAUAAGAACAUGAGCAGCCUGAGGACUUGGCUCGCUCACAUCGAGUCAGAGCUCGCCAAGCCAAUAGUCUACGAUUCCUGUAACUCAGAAGAAAUACAGAGAAAGCUCAAUGAGCAGCAGGAGCUUCAGAGAGACAUAGAGAAGCACAGUACGGGCGUCGCCUCUGUUCUGAACCUGUGUGAAGUCCUGCUGCACGACUGUGACGCUUGUGCCACUGACGCUGAGUGUGACUCCAUCCAGCAGGCUACAAGAAACCUGGACCGGCGGUGGAGAAAUAUCUGUGCUAUGUCCAUGGAAAGGAGGCUCAAAAUCGAAGAGACAUGGCGAUUGUGGCAGAAAUUUCUGGAUGACUAUUCCCGUUUUGAAGAUUGGCUGAAGAUUUCAGAAAGGACAGCUGCUCUCCCCAGGUCUUCUGGGGUGAUCUAUAUAGUUGCCAAGGAAGAACUAAAGACAUUUGAGGCUUUCCAGCGACAGGUCCACGAGUGCCUGACCCAGCUGGAACUGAUCAACAAGCAGUACCGCCGUCUGGCCAGAGAGAAUCGCACCGACUCCGCGUGCAGCCUGAAACAGAUGGUUCACGACGGCAACCAGAGAUGGGACAACCUGCAAAAGCGUGUCACGUCCAUCUUGCGCAGACUCAAGCAUUUUAUUGGCCAGCGCGAGGAGUUUGAGACUGCGCGGGACAGCAUUCUGGUCUGGCUCACAGAGAUGGAUCUGCAGCUCACUAACAUUGAGCACUUUUCUGAGUGUGAUGUUCAAGCUAAAAUCAAGCAACUCAAGGCCUUCCAGCAGGAAAUUUCACUGAACCACAAUAAGAUUGAGCAGAUAAUCGCCCAGGGAGAACAGCUGAUAGAAAAGAGCGAGCCCUUGGACGCAGCGGUUAUCGAGGAAGAGCUAGAUGAGCUCCGACGAUACUGUCAGGAGGUCUUCGGGCGUGUGGAAAGAUACCACAAGAAAUUGAUCCGCCUGCCUCUCCCAGACGAUGAGCACGACCUCUCGGACAGGGAGCUGGAGCUGGAAGAUUCUGCGGCUCUCUCGGACCUGCACUGGCACGACCGCUCUGCAGACAGCAUGCUCUCCCCGCAGCCCUCCUCCAACCCCUCGCUCUCGCUCGCCCAGCCCCUGCGGAGCGAGCGGUCGGGGCGAGACACCCCCGCCAGUGUGGACUCUAUCCCCCUGGAGUGGGAUCAUGACUAUGACCUCAGUCGGGACCUGGAGUCUGCAGUGUCCAGAACCCUGCCCUCUGAGGACGAAGAGGGUCAGGAAGACAAAGAUUUCUACCUCAGGGGAGCCGUUGGCUUAUCAGGGGAUCACAGCGCCUUAGAGUCACACAUGCGACAACUGGGCAAAGCCCUGGAUGAUAGCCGAUUUCAGAUGCAGCAAACCGAAAAUAUCAUCCGGAGCAAAACUCCCACGGGGCCGGAGCUAGACACCAGCUACAAAGGCUACAUGAAACUCCUGGGCGAAUGCAGUGGCAGUAUAGACUCAGUGAAGAGAUUAGAACACAAACUGAAGGAGGAAGAAGAGAGCCUUCCUGGCUUUGUUAACCUGCAUAGUACUGAGACCCAAACAGCUGGUGUCAUUGACCGGUGGGAGCUUAUCCAGGCCCAGGCCCUGAGCAAGGAGUUGAGGAUGAAGCAGAACCUCCAGAAGUGGCAGCAGUUCAAUGCGGACCUGAACAACAUGUGGGCCUGGCUGGGGGACACGGAGGAGGAACUGGAACGGCUCCGGCGCCUGGAGCUCAGCACCGACAUCCAGACCAUCGAGCGCCAAAUCCAAAAGCUCAAGGAGCUCCAGAAAUCUGUAGACCACCGCAAAGCCAUCAUCCUCUCCAUCAAUCUCUGCAGCCCCGAGUUCACCCAGGCUGACAGCGAGGAGAGCCGGGACCUGCAGGACCGCUUGUCCCAGAUGAAUGGGCGCUGGGACCGGGUGUGCUGUCUGCUGGAGGAGUGGCGGGGCCUGCUGCAGGAUGCGCUGAUGCAGUGCCAGGAUUUCCAUGAAAUGAGCCAUGGUUUGCUUCUUAUGCUGGAGAACAUCGACAGAAGGAAAAACGAAAUUGUCCCUGUUGAUUGUAACCUCGAUGUGGAGAUACUCCAGGACCAUCACAGACAGCUUAUGCAAAUACGGCGUGAACUGUUGGAGUCCCAGCUCAAAGUGACCUCAUUGCAAGACAUGUCUUGCCAACUGCUGGUGAAUGCUGAAGGCACAGACUGUUUAGAAGCCAAAGAAAAAGUCCAUGUUAUUGGAAAUAGGCUCAAACUUCUGUUGAAGGAGGUCAGUCGUCACAUCAAAGAACUGGAGAAGUUAUUAGACAUGUCAAGCAGUCAGCAGGAUUUGUCUUCCUGGUCUUCUGCUGAUGAGUUAGACACCUCGGGAUCUGUGAGCCCUGCCUCGGGAAGAAGCACCCCAAACAGACAGAAAACGCCACGAGGCAAGUGUAGUCUCUCACAGCCUGGACCCUCUGUCAGCAGUCCACAUAGCAGGUCCACAAAAGGUGGCUCCGAUUCCUCCCUUUCUGAGCCUCGGCCUGCUCGGUCGGGCCGAGCCUUCCUGUUGAGAGUCCUCCGAGCAGCUCUUCCCCUUCAGCUUCUCUUGCUGCUCCUCAUUGGGCUGGCCUGCCUUGUACCGAUGUCGGAGGAGGACUACAGCUGCGCCCUCUCCAACAACUUUGCCCGGUCAUUCCACCCCAUGCUCAGAUACACAAACGGCCCUCCCCCGCUCUGAACCAAGCCGACGCCAUCUGCAGAUAUGCUGGGAGCAUUAGGCGGAUUGGGCCAAAAGCAGUCCCAAACUGUCAACAGGAGGACCUUGAUCUUGGCAGAAGCCCCCGGCGUGGCAGCUUCAGCUCUCCUCCACAUCCUGUGUGUGCAGAUCCUGGCUUCUGAGGUGGAGGACCAACAAUAACAGGAGGGCAGACAGACCACAGAAGGUUUGGAAGGAAUUUGGUUUGAAACUCUGAGCCUUGGCUCUGAAGAGGUUGAGUAAGGACCUCCGAAGUUCCCUGGACUCGUGAAUUCUGAGCCUUUGGUCCGUUCUAUGCAUAGCCAAGGACUUCAGUAGACUAUCUGGGCAGCUUUCCCAUGGUGCUGCUCCAUUUAUCCAAUAAAUGACCCUCCCAAGCGCCAUGUCAGUAUCGUACAAUCUACCCACCAACCAGUGCUGAAGAGAUUUUAGAACCCUGUAACAUAACAGUUUUUAAGAGCUUAUACGGCAGCCUCCUUUUUACCUUAUUUUCCUCUUGGGCAUGAUGUUCUAAUCUUUGCUUUAGAAGCACAACCUGUAAAUCUAAAAAGGCACUUUUUUAAAGAUAUAAAGAAAAACUAGAUGUAAUAAAUAAUAUCAUAGAAGGCUUUAUGUGAAAAAAAUUGAACGUUAUAGUAAAAAA